Messenger RNA from Salvia splendens (bonfire salvia), 1356 nucleotides. RefSeq names its product (+)-pulegone reductase. The transcript is spliced from 4 exons. Lineage: Eukaryota; Viridiplantae; Streptophyta; Magnoliopsida; Lamiales; Lamiaceae. Gene Ontology annotation, molecular function: 2-alkenal reductase [NAD(P)H] activity. The record is from RefSeq and is a predicted model, not a curated record. Bases 148 to 1221 code for a protein of 357 amino acids.
GAGCUCCCUAUGAUUCUCACCUAGCAGAGGCGCCGCUACUACACACAACCCAAAACUUCUACUCCAUUAGCCAAGAGCUUUUCUAGGGAUUUUCAGAUAUAAAACAAUGAAGCUGAACACCAGAAUUCCACCAGAAUCAACGGCAAAAUGGGUGAGGAAAUUAGCAACAAGCAAGUGAUACUCAGCAACUAUGUCAAAACAUCUGUGAAAGAAUCCGAUUUGUCGCUGAGAACUUCCAAAAUUCAGCUCAAAAUUCCCAGCGGUUGCGACGGCGCCGUUUUGGUGAAGAAUCUCUACUUAUCCAUCGAUCCUUUUAUUCUUGCCCUCAUGAAGAAUCAGGAGCUCGAUUUACCUUCUUUCACGCUGGAUUCUCCUAUUUAUGGAUUUGGAGUGUCGAAAGUACUGGAUUCGUCUCAUCCAAAUUUCAAGACGGGCGAGCUAGUUUGGGGGUUUACUGGCUGGGAGGAGUAUAGCCUUAUUAAAGAUCCAGACCAAUUGUUUAAGGUUCAAGAUAAAGAUUUGCCCCUCUCUUAUUUCAUAGGGAUUCUUGUUUUGCUCUCCCAAAAAGGGGGAAACAGUGUAUGUCUCUGCUGCAUCCGGAGCUGUUGGUCAGCUCGUUGGUCAGUUUGCAAAGAUCACAGGGUGUUACGUUGUUGGGAGUGCGGGGAGCAAAGAAAAGGUCAGAAUCUAAUGGCUUAUCGAAAACUUAUUAGAUUGUUGGCUAGAUUGGUUGUCGAUUUAUGUGAUAUUUUUCUUCUGUGGCAAGUUUAUGUUUCACAUUUGAUGAACAAGUCGGCUUUUGCAUUGAUGAAGGUCGAUCUCUUGAAGAACAAAUUCAGGUACUUCCCCGAUGGCAUCGACAUCUACUUUGACAACGUGGGAGGGAAGAUGCUCGAAGCGGUGCUAAACAGCAUGAGACUCAACGGCCGUGUUGCGCUUUGUGGGAUGAUCUCCCAAUACAACAGCCUUGAGCAGCCCGAAGGCGUCCACAACUUGAUUAACGCAUUAGUAAAACGGGUCCAUAUGGAAGGAUUUUUCACUAGCGACCACUACUAUCUCUACCCCAAGUUCCUGGAGAUGGUUGUGCCUCUAAUCAAGGAAGAGAAGAUCACAUACGUCGAAGACAUAGCCGAAGGCAUUGAAAGCGCGCCUGGGGCUCUCUUUGGCUUAUACUCCGGUCGCAACGUAGGGAAGCUGUUGGUGGUGGUUUCUCGUGAGUAAUUCUGUUUUUACCAUCGGAAACAAGGAAUGACUUAAAUAAGGUUAUAAUCAUGAAUUAUAAAUAUAUGAUCAUGAAUUUGAUGUAUUGUUAUUAAUUUAAACAGGUAGCACCUCCAAUCCUCCAUUUCUUAUUUA